Plenodomus lingam JN3 is the source of this 1446-nucleotide messenger RNA. RefSeq lists its product as uncharacterized. The record is from RefSeq and is a predicted model, not a curated record. Gene Ontology annotation, molecular function: aldehyde dehydrogenase (NAD+) activity. NCBI's taxonomy places the organism in Eukaryota, Fungi, Ascomycota, Dothideomycetes, Pleosporales, Leptosphaeriaceae.
AUGACGCUCAAGCUCGACAUCACCCGUUAUCCCGGCAACAUUAUCAAUGGCAACUUUGUUCCAACGCCCAAGACUCAUCACUCAAUCAACCCGGCAACCGCCAAAGCCCUUUACGAAGUCCCUAUUGCGCGUGAAGAAGACGUUGAGGCUGCCGUCAAAGCAGCAAGAACAGCAUUCAAGUCCUGGAGCACCACCCCAUUCUCUGAGCGCGCCAAUCUUCUCCUCAAAUACGCAGACGCCAUCGAAGCAGCACGCCAUGAAAUUGAAAGCCUACUGACGAUGGAGCAAGGCAAGCCUUUGUCCUUGUCCCAUACAGAAGUCGAGUGCACGCUGAAGUGGUUUCGUGCGUUUGCAACCAUGGAGAUCAAGGACGAGGUACUGAAGGACGACGAUGAAAAGACAGUCUAUUCCACCCGCAUCCCUCUUGGCGUAUGUGCAGGCAUUGUCCCCUGGAACUGGCCGAUUUUGCUCGGUCUUGGAAAGCUGGGCCCAGCUGUGAUUACCGGCAAUACGUUCAUCAUGAAACCCUCACCAUACACACCGUAUUGCAAUCUAAAGCUGGGCGAGCUGGCCAUGUCCAUCUUUCCGCCUGGAGUCGUCCAAGUCUUGUCUGGUGAUCACAUGCUUGGACCAUGGAUCACAGAGCACCCGGGCAUCGACAAGAUAGCGUUCACCGGCUCAAUCGCAACCGGGAAACUCGUAGCAGCAUCGUGUGCAAAGACACUCAAGCGCUACACUUUGGAGCUAGGUGGCAACGACGCCGCUAUCGUUUGUGGAGACGUAGAUAUCGAAAUGUGCCUUCCAAAAAUCGCCACAUUGAGCUUCAAGAACUCCGGUCAAAUUUGCAUGUUGACCAAACGGAUUUACGUGCACGAGAGUAUUUAUGACAAGUUCAGGGAUAGGAUGGUGGAGUUCACAAGAAGCAACAUCAAGACGGGCGCGGGUACUGAAGACGGCGUCGUUGUUGGACCCAUACAAAACAAGAUGCAGUUCGACAAGGUGAAGGAAUUGUAUUCGGAGAUUGAAAAACAGAAGUGGAAGACGGCCUUGGAGGGCUCUGUAGGCGAUGCUCGCAAUGGCUACUUCAUCACGCCUGCUAUCAUCGACAACCCACCAGAAGACUCCCGGAUCGUUGUCGAAGAACCCUUUGGGCCGAUCGUCCCACUGCUCAAAUGGACCGAUGAGGACGAUGUCAUCGACCGUGCCAAUGCGUUGCGGACAGGUCUCGGCGCAUCCGUUUGGAGUAAGGACAUUAGGCGCGCUGAGAGUAUGGCCAGGAGGUUGGAAGCAGGCAGCGUGUGGGUGAAUAGCCAUUUUGAUGUCGACCCCAAGGUGCCAUUUGGCGGUCACAAAGAGAGUGGCGUAGGGGUAGAGUGGGGCAUGGAAGGAUUGAAGAGCUACACAAACAGUCGCAGUUUGUGGGUGUGGAAGAAGGUCUUUGAGUAA